AUGGCGUCCGUCACCAUGACAGCCGCACCGGGAUGCGGUCUCACAAUGUGAUUGGUAGUUGUCCAGAAACGGAAACAGGCAAUUGGCUGGCGUUCCAAAAGGCGCAAGACUAGGAAGUUGGGUAGUGGGCGGUCUUGGUGGAAGUUGUCAGAGCGCAUUGUCUAAUAAGCACAAUGCCUGAUACAGCUGAGAAACAAAGUAAUGAGGUCAAGAAUCCUGCUUUGGAAAAAUGUCUUGAGGUUCUGAAAGGAGCACAGACUGACAGUGAACAGUUUGCUGCCCUGCUUCUGGUCACAAAGUGUGCACAAGCUGAGGAGCUCAACAAUGAAAUGAGACGGACGAUUUUUGAUGCAGUGGGCUUUACGUUCCCAAACCGCCUUCUCUUUUCAAGCUCUGUUCCAGAUGGAUGUCCCAGCCAUCUUUUCAGAAGCUUGGGGGUAACACUGUUAGCUUGUUUUUGCACUGAUCCUGCUCUGGCAGUUCACCCUCAGGUCAUUAAUAAAAUUCCCAUAUUUAAUGAAACUGUCAAUACUCCAUGUCAGUCAGGUAACAAAGAAUUAGUAUCCAUGGUGGAAGAUGCAUACCAGUGUCUUCUGGGUAUAUUGGCAUCUCCACAGGGAGCAAAGAACUUAAUAUCACAUGGUAGCCUACCCUGUUUAUGCCAAGCAUACUUAAAUCGCAAUCAUUGUUGGGAAAAAGCUUUACAAAUUCUUACCAGUUUGCUUACUGUAUUGCCAACAAAAUGUUGGAAGAAAAGUUGCACCGACCUUCAACUCCUUUUGACUCGGCUCAGUGAGGAGUUCAGCAAGGAAGAAGGUGAAAGGAAAUUCCAGUUGGUGGACCUAUUGCCUGCAUUUCUUCCUCCGUUGCCUGUUCUUCUGGAGACCUCUUGGGGAGAGGAAUGUUUAAAACAACUCUGUAAGGGGUUGCUGAAAAUCCUUAGUAAUAAGCUAAGCAUAUCUCAAAGGGAUCCAGCUUUGAAACUUGGAGCAUGCCUUGCAAAUGCAUAUGGUUCUUCCUGGAUCAUUGUAGAAAACAAGGUUGAGCGAUCUCGUUUCCUAGCCUUAAUAGUGAACUUGGCAUGUGUGGAAGUGAGGAUGGCACUGGAAGAUCCUGAACCAUUGACCUCAAGACAGUCUUCCAUCACAGCCUGUUAUGCCUUGGUUGAAAUGGGGAUCCAGGCAUGCACUAAGGAGGAGAAACGUCCUGUGUUGGGACAGGAGCAGAAAUUGCAGCUCAUAGGGGUCAUGCAAGAAGCCUGUGCCUCUAUCAUCCACUAUUUACAGCAGUUUGGAUGGGAGAUGCAGGAGGAUCCCUUCCUGCUGGCUUCAAUUCGAUUGCUUGGUGCAUGGCUAGCAGAGGAAACAGCUUGUCUAAAGCUUGAAGUCAUCAAACUACUGCCAUAUCUGGUUCAUUAUAUGCGAACUUGCCACCAGAGGAGUGUGAUUUGCAGGAACCUUCCCAAGGAAGUGUCCCAGGUCGCUUUGCUGAGUUGUAGCUGGGGCACCAUAUGGCCUGGAGAUGCAAUAAGGUUUCUACUCCCUGCAUUGUGCCAUCUAAGUGCUGAGGAGGCACCACGUAAGGUGCUGAUAUCUGAAGGGGUUCCUGUCCUGCUGUGUGAUUACUUCCAGCAGCAAUGGGAUGUGCUUUUUGCAGAGGAUGAGCCUGAGGGGAUGCAAAGUGCAGCGGAACUGAGUCUGCAGACUUGCUGCGGUGUUUUCCUUAAUCUGGUGGUGACUGAACCUACUCUUGUAGGACAGGAAAGCAGCUUUGUACUUUUAUUGAAACAUCUUAUGCAGUGUCUUCCCACACUGUUAACCAAGGAGGGUCAUCUGGUCUUAGUAGCAAAUUUUGCCACACUGGGCUUAAUGAUGAGCAGAUUGUUAGCUGAAAAUUCAGUAUUGCAUGAAAGUAAUUCACAGGAGUUUUUUAAAGCAACAAUUCAUUUCCUGAGUCAUUCCCAUGUGCCAUCAUGUCAGACGGAUGCAGGAAAGCCAGUCAUCAUGCUGUCUGAAAGUUACGCUGAAGCUUGGGAGGAAAUCUCAGAACUGUGGUUCCUUGGUGUACAAGCUUUCUCCAACUGUGUUCAUCUAUUGCCCUGGUUAUCCACUCUAGUGCUUAGCUCAGGCUGGCUUCAGGAAUCACUGUGCCUUCUGGAUAAUGUUUCCCCUAAAUCUGUGGAUUCUGAUUUGGUAACAGCACUUCAGGGUAUGUUAAUAGAACUGGCCCAGAGCAAUAGUCUUUGCCGAGAUGUUAUUCGGAAAAAAGGAGGGGCUGAAAAGGCUAAUUUAUAUGGUAUGGCUGCUCUAGAACAGUGCCUGGCAGAGUUGUCGUGAGUCAAGAAUUGUGGAACAGAAUCAUCUGUGACUUAUUCAGUGCAUUCUUUAGUUGCUAAUGUAUAUAUAUAAACUGAUCCAAAAGGAUGACGAAUGUUCUACAAAGUAUACUGGAACUGAGCACUUGCUGAAUUGAAUCUUGUUCAAUUUUCUUUUUUUUUUUUUUUUUUUUUUUUUUUAUAAAGUGAACUCCAAUGCAAAUUCUAUUUGUAGUUUGCAGAAAAUUAGAUUUUUGGCAAAAAUAAAAGAAGAACCUCUUGUCUCAUUUGUUAAAAAGCCACAGUGCUCUAAGACUCCUAAACAGUUCUUUAUUCUGUGGUAUCCUAUUUAGGCAAUGAAAAAUCUUGAGGUGUUAUAAUAUCCCUAUCCUGUAUAAAGCAUCAGACCGUAUUACUUGUACCGCUUUAUGCUCAGUACACAAGGUUUUUUUGCUGUGUGUGUUGACCUUGCAAGCAUUAGUGCAAUGUCCUUACCAUAAAUAUAUUUAAAAACUCA
This is a messenger RNA of Xenopus tropicalis (tropical clawed frog), 2831 nucleotides long. RefSeq names its product neurochondrin (gene ncdn). The transcript has 7 exons. The coding region runs from base 174 to 2336 and encodes 720 amino acids. Lineage: Eukaryota; Metazoa; Chordata; Amphibia; Anura; Pipidae. The record is from RefSeq and is a predicted model, not a curated record.